Molecule: messenger RNA, 4129 nt
Organism: Poecile atricapillus (Black-capped chickadee)
Lineage: Eukaryota; Metazoa; Chordata; Aves; Passeriformes; Paridae
Gene: KBTBD3
Product: kelch repeat and BTB domain containing 3
Exons: 5
Coding region: 1344-3188 (614 amino acids)
Molecular function (GO): protein binding
Source: RefSeq, a predicted model, not a curated record
GCCGGCGGAGCCAUUCCGAGUGCAAGGAGCAGGAGAAUGACGCCGGAAGGAGCCAAUCUGCUGGUGUGGCUGCUGCGGAGGGUGGGCCAGACCGGUCGGUGAGCUGCGGGUGUUGGCUGCAGAAAAGCAGGCUAACAGCUAAGGGGGCAUUGUCAGAGUAAGACUGUAAAGGUCCAGUACUCCAGCAGGAAGGUUUUGUCAAGUGGUGAGAGAUUGGAUCAUGUUCAGCAGUACUUGUGUCAUGUUCCAGGAGAGGCUGCAAGGCUGGUUGCUGAACAGCACACAGAUGUGACUCAAAAAGCAAAAUUCCUCAGGCUUAGAAUGGAAAGAGUGAAUACGUUGAGAUUGUCUGGCCAUGGGAAGGAGAAGAUGCCUGCUCCAAGGGUGCCAGUGCUGGCAGCAAGAUCACUGGAUCUCUUCUCUUCCAGGAGACAUGGAGGUCUAUUUGUGGUUGGAGCUACCUGACUAGAUAAAGUAUAGAUCAGUCUGCUGUGAAAGUAUCUCACAGGAAGAAGACUGCCUGAUGGUUUAGUUUGCUUUGAAUGUAUUGUGUCAUCAGAUGAGCCUUUUCACAAAAUUCAAAACCAGUAUUUUCUUGUUUCUGGGUUUUGUUUGGAAUUUUUUGUCCCCUGUCAAUUCAGGUGGGCCAUUAUCUGUUGCUGAUUUUAAUUGGAAUUGUGGAAGCAAAAUCCUGGAAUAAAAAAAAAAUAAAAUUGGAAUUAUUCUUUAAGCUUUAAAAUAGGCAGUCUUGACUCGGAUUUGCAGUAAGGGCAGUUUAUGUAUCUGCAAUAUAAAAAUAGCUCUUUAAAUAGGUGUAAAUAAAAUACACUCAUGUUUAAAGUUUCUUUAUGUUGACAAGGUGGAAUAAAAUAUUUUCAUUGUAAUAAAACAGUUAAAACUGAUUUACCAUAGAAGAAACCACACUUCAGUGUAGGGAUUUUCACCAGAAAAAAAAAAAAGCUUGGCUGCUGAAAGGGAGAUGGUCUUAAAUUUAAGUGUGUUCUAAAGCCAGUUAAUUUAAACCUCUAUAAGUGAAACUCAGAGUGGGCAAACAUAAAGCUUCCUAACAAGACUAGAACUACAUGACAAAAUGUGUUUCAAUUGACUAAACACUCAAAGGUGUACUGUCACCAAACUGUCACUAAAUGAACCUCUUUGGUAAGCCCCAGCAGCCCUGUUAUUCAGCCAGGCUGUUGGUGUUGUCUGUAUUCCAUUAUUGCAGUCCAGAGUGCCUCAUGAGAAUUGACCUAGGAUUCAGUCUAAUAGCCUGUGACUCCCUUCCAAUACAAGAUGUAGAGUGAUCAGCCUUUUGGAAUGUAAAAUAGGAAUAGAUUGAAGAAAACAUGGCAAAUCAGCGGGAUUACAUUAGCAGACCUAUUUGCAAUGGAAUUUCUGUUUCUGAAAAUAAAAUCAAUUCCUUAGUGGCUGAAGGUCAUGGACAACAAAUUCUAAAAGUACUACAAAAGUUCAGAGAACAAAAUAUAUUUUUUGAUUUUAAAAUUCUUGUGAAAGAUGAAAUAAUUCCCUGUCAUCGUUGUGUACUGGCAGCAUGCAGUGAUUUUUUCAGAGCCAUGUUUGAAGUUAAUAUGAAAGAACGGGAUGAUGGCAAUGUUACUAUUAGUAACCUAUCGCCCAAGGCAGUGAAAGCUUUUCUUGAUUAUGCUUACACAGGAAAAACAGAGAUAACCAAUGAUAAUGUGGAAAUGCUUUUCCAACUGUCAUCAUUUCUUCAAGUUUCACUCCUUUCCAAAGCUUGCAGUGACUUCCUAAUAAAAAGUAUUGAUCUUGUGAAUUGCUUACAGUUGCUCUCUCUAUCAGAAAGUUAUGGGUCUGUCCGCUUGUUUGAUCAUGCACUAGAUUUUGUACAACACCACUUUUCAUUGCUUCUCAGAUCGAGUGACUUCUUGGAGAUGAAUUUUGAGAUAUUACAAAAAUGUCUUGAGGCUGAUGAAUUAAAUGUCCCUGAGGAAGAAUCAGUGUUGAAAGCUGUCCUCCAAUGGACCAAACACAACUUAGAAACUCGGCAGAAAUACCUGCCUAAUUUGAUUAAAAAAGUGAGAUUACACCAGUUACCUGAAAAGACUUUGCAGGACUUUCUGCAUUCUGAAGAACACUUACUUAAGAGUGCUAAUUGCUCAGUAAUAAUCAAUGAUGCAGUUAAAAGUGUGCAGAACUUCAGUGGAUUGUUUCCAGAUGCACGUCCUUCAACAACAGAAAAAUACAUAUUUGUUCAUAAAACUGAUGAAGAUGGAGAAAACAGACAUACAUUCUGCUACAACAUCAAAACAGAUAAAUGGAAGGAACUACCACAUACGCACAUGAUUGAUCUGCCAGGGUCAAGUUUGUCUAGCUAUGGAGAAAAAAUAUUUAUAACUGGAGGAUGCAAGGGGAAUUGUUAUAGGACUGUCAGGCUUCAUAUUGCUGAACCGUUUCAUGAUGCCACUGACCAAACCUGGUGCUACUGUCCAGUCAACAAUGAAUUCUCCAUAGUGUCAGCUAUGAAAAAACCGAGGACAAUGCACACAUCUGUUGUAACCUUAAAUCAGCUCUUUGUAAUAGGUGGAAAGACCAGAGGAGCUCAAGAAACUCGGAGUCUUUUGGAUGUAGAAUCCUACAAUCCUCUUUCCAAAGACUGGAAAUCUGUAAGCCAGUUACCAAGAGGUAUUUACUAUCCAGAAGCAAGCGCAUGCCAGAAUAUAAUUUAUGUCCUUGGCUCAGAAGUAGAGAUUACUGAUGCCUUUAAUCCAUCUCUUGACUGUUUCUUUAAGUAUAAUGCUAUGACUGAUCAGUGGUCUGAGCUUGUAGCAGAAUUUGGGCAGUUUUUCCAUGCAACUCUAAUCAAAGCUGUUCCAGUGAACUGCACAUUGUACAUAUGUGAUCUCUCCACCUACAAGGUCUACAGUUUUUGCCCAGAAACCUGUGUUUGGAAAGGGGAAGGAUCUUUUGAAUGCGCUGGCUUUAAUGCAGGGGCAGUUGGGACAGAAGACAAAAUUUAUAUACUAGGUGGUGAUUAUGCUCCAGAAGAAAUCACAGAUGAAGUUCAAGUCUACCACAGCAGUAGGUCUGAGUGGGAAGAAGUUUCACCAAUGCCAAGAGCCUUAACUGAGUUUUACUGUCAGGUCAUUCAGUUUAAUAAAUACAGGGACCCCUGGUCACCCGUACUGACAAUUUGCUCUGGAGAAUUUUGAAACUCCCAAGUCAAAAGAGUCUAUUUAAAUGCACAAGUAGUAUGUAGAACUGUUUUUUAGUAUUAGUUUACAGAUGGAGAAAUAUGUACAUGUUUGCUUAAAUUUUCAGUUUAAAUUAAAUGCUGUAGGAUUGCUUUUGGAAGAGUCCAUUAAAAUGUCAUUCAUGCUAGUCGUUAUACAGACAGUAUUACUUAAUUUUAUAUACAACUCUUCUCUGUAACUAUCAGAUUAAUUUUCAAAAUUAUAUUAAUUUUCCAAAAGGAAUAUUCAUGAGGAAUUAGUUGUGUAAUAUGUGCCAUUAUUUCUGUAAUAUUCACAGUUGUCCCAAUAGACAAAUUGCUAAAUGAGAAAACUGACUGUGAUAGUAUUUUCCCUAUGUAACUGAAGUUUAAAAGACAUUUUCAUUAGUAUUAUUUAGAUUUUCUAUGUUCAUAAACCUGUAAGAGGAAUGAAUUGUCAGCUUUAUCUUAUCACAAUGACCUUAGCAAGGACAAUAGCCAAAGUGACCUUCACAGUACUAAAACCAGGUAUCUAACUUGAAGAGACUGAUAAUUCCUGUCAUCUUACUUCAGCUCUUCAGUUUUACUAGUUUUUCUCCAUCCCUGUGCCUUAGAAGUAGCUUUAUUUUCUGUUUCCAUCCCAUUAGCUGUGGCAAAGUAAACUUUGACAACAUACUGCAGGGUAGGUAAGAUUUCUACAGGAUGGAUUCAUGUGAUACCUUUGCUUUAGUCAUAUUGCUAACUAAAGAAAAAACACUUCAGGAUGUUUUCUAAACAAAAUCUUCUAUCUCUGAAGUCUCCUGUGCUGCCUACUAAGCAGUCACUAGGCUGCUUAUAGCAGCAAGCUGUAAAACGAAUUGUAGCUGUUGCUUAACUAUGGGAGAAAUUUGUAUCUUGUCAUACAUCAAAUACAAAUUUACAAAACUACACCCCCAUAUUAAA